AUGCUGCAAGCAGAAAUUUAUAAUUUGCAGAAGCAACUGUCAGCUGUAAUUGCAAAUUCCUCCAUUGCACCACAGACUUCCUCUACAGUCACAUCAUCUGCUCCGCAGACUACUUCUACGUCCAUAUUAGUUGCACCACAGACUACCUCUACAGCCACAUUAUCUGCUCCGCAAACUACUUCUACGUCCACAUUAACUGCACCGCAGACUACCUCUACAGCCACAUUAUCUGCUCCGCAGACUACUUCUAUGUCCACAUUUGUUGCACCACAGACUACUUCUACGUCCACAUCUGCCGCACCACAAACUGCCUCUGCAUCUACAUUGAAAGGACCAUCUUCCACAGUAAAUGAUUUCAAAAAACGUCCACCAAGAUUCUCGAAGGUUCUUUUCCACUAUAAGAAUAAUAAAGAAAUAUAA
Nylanderia fulva is the source of this 420-nucleotide messenger RNA. The record is from RefSeq and is a predicted model, not a curated record. NCBI's taxonomy places the organism in Eukaryota, Metazoa, Arthropoda, Insecta, Hymenoptera, Formicidae.